Ilex paraguariensis (yerba mate) is the source of this 748-nucleotide messenger RNA. The record is from the annotation of a GenBank genome assembly. NCBI's taxonomy places the organism in Eukaryota, Viridiplantae, Streptophyta, Magnoliopsida, Aquifoliales, Aquifoliaceae.
AUCAUCAAUGGCUCGUACCAAGCAAACCGCUCGCAAGUCCACCGGAGGCAAGGCACCAAGGAAGCAACUAGCGACCAAGGCCGCGAGAAAAUCAGCUCCGGCCACAGGAGGAGUGAAGAAGCCCCACAGGUUCCGCCCAGGAACAGUGGCGUUGAGGGAGAUUAGGAAGUACCAGAAGAGCACUGAGCUUUUGAUUCGAAAGCUUCCAUUCCAGAGGCUUGUGAGAGAAAUCGCUCAGGAUUUCAAGACCGAUCUGAGGUUCCAGAGCUCUGCUGUGGCGGCUCUCCAGGAGGCUGCUGAGGCGUACUUGGUGGGUCUUUUCGAGGAUACCAAUCUAUGUGCUAUUCACGCCAAGAGGGUCACGAUCAUGCCCAAGGACAUUCAGCUUGCAAGGAGGAUUAGGGGUGAGAGGGCUUAGGUUGUCGUCCUACACCUGUUCUGUUGCAAUGGUUUGUGGGUUUUUUUUUUGUGGGUCUGGUUUAUAGGUGGAGUAUUGUAAAUCUUCGUGAUUAGUUCUUAAUGUAGAAGCUUAGGGAUGAUAUGAUGUUUUUUUGCUUUUAAUCAAUGGAAAUUUAUGUUUCCUAUUUUUUUAGACUGAAAUUUUUCUUUCAGAUUCUGUGUGUGCGGAUGUGGAUGUGGGUAUGUUUAUGUAUGUAAAGAUUCCAUUAGUCCUAUUUUGAUGCAUUUAGAUCCCACCGAGGGAAUAACAGAAUGUAAACAUCAAUGCUAUUUAUUUGCUUACUUUCCA